This is a messenger RNA of Ilyonectria robusta, 932 nucleotides long. RefSeq lists its product as uncharacterized. The transcript has a single exon. Lineage: Eukaryota; Fungi; Ascomycota; Sordariomycetes; Hypocreales; Nectriaceae. The record is from RefSeq and is a predicted model, not a curated record. The coding region runs from base 402 to 932 and encodes 176 amino acids.
CGAUGGGUGCACCGGUGGUUUGGUAGGAGAAGGGAAGGAUCGCUGUGAGUGGCUGCUUACAGUCGCAGAAAGGCGAGAAGAAGAAGCACGGAGAGUAGAGCAGCAAGGGCCACAAGAGCAGUGAAGAAAGAAUGAAGGAAAUAAACAAACCGCAGCAAGGAAUGAGGCGCGGGAAAACCUCAGUUAAGAAACACGAAAGAAACGAAAAAGGCCGAGGCGAGGGUUGCGCAGGGCGAGGGAUGUGAUAUGGAGAUGGCGAUGGCGAUGGGGGAGGGAAGAAAAGAAGGGUUAAAAAAGGAAGAGACAGCCGCAGGAGGGAAGUACAGUACGGUAGUUACUGUGCACCUGGACUGGACUGUGCAAGGCGGUGGAAAUACCAAGCGUCCAGAACCCGGUAAGGGAUGGACGAUCGAUCAUGGCUACGCAAGCAAGCAAGCAUGCAAGCAAACAAUCCCGUCCAAAGCACAAAGCACAAAGAGAAGGGUGUUUCUGUAGGGAACACGCCAGAGGAAUCCUGGGCUCAAAGCGCGCCAGUGCAGUGGGAGUGGACCCAGGGCUAUUUACAGGUGUCCUAUGCCCUGAAUGCCCUGAAUAUCCUGCAACCGUCCCCUGCAGCCGCCACCCGCCCCCUGCAGCCGCCGGAGCCCGCGCGAACCAACAGAGCAGCGACGAGCAAAGACGAGACGAAUAUUCAAACGCCCAGCUCGCUGCCCAUACAACACGCAAACAAGCUACUCAUCGUCUCUUCAGAGCGAAAUCGCGACAAGCCAAGCUCAUCCUCAAACCGACAUCCCAGCGACCAUGAUCUGGUUUGCACUCCGCUUGUUGCAGGGGAGGGGGCGUGUCGUGUCGUAUCAACGUCACACGCCGGCCGUCCCGCUCGACAACACCCCAUGCUACAGAGCACAAGCUACGACGUGCCCUUGUUCUGA